Messenger RNA from Oikopleura dioica, 318 nucleotides. NCBI's taxonomy places the organism in Eukaryota, Metazoa, Chordata, Appendicularia, Copelata, Oikopleuridae. The record is from the annotation of a GenBank genome assembly.
AUGAAUAUAUUGAAAAGCCUAAAAGCAAGAUUGAAACGAACCCCGAAGAAGCCGACCAGGAAGACAACGCUGAAUCCAACAACGAAACAAUCAACAAUGGCCUUCCAAUUAAUCUAUUCGCCCUUCGAGCGGGUCGAUCCCGUCAUCGAAGGCGUCGUCGCCGAUCUCCCCGUUGGAAACCGCCAAGCAACGGGGAUUCUGGCUACGAUUCCUCCAACCUUCUCCAUCCUGGUCGGCUUCUCAGCUUCUUCCGCCCUGCCACUCCCCAAAAGAUUCAUCCCUUAUGAUUUUGAAAAUAUGAUUCUUCUGUAUUUUUGA